Lactuca sativa (garden lettuce) is the source of this 1749-nucleotide messenger RNA. RefSeq names its product zinc finger BED domain-containing protein RICESLEEPER 2. The record is from RefSeq and is a predicted model, not a curated record. NCBI's taxonomy places the organism in Eukaryota, Viridiplantae, Streptophyta, Magnoliopsida, Asterales, Asteraceae. Gene Ontology annotation, molecular function: DNA binding.
AUGCAAUUUGUAAGUGAAACAAAUCUAGUUAGUUCAAUGCAAGGUUCUACAUCGAAUCCAAUAGGUGUUGGUGAUGAUAAUCAACCCUCACAAGAUGCACAUGAAGGCAUUAACCUCAAUGACGAGGAGAUCCAUCCUAAUGGUCAAAAUACUAGUGAAGAUUUUGGUUCUGUGGACGAGUUGGAAUUAAAGCCUAAGCGACAAAGGACCUCCUCAGUAUGGGGAGAAUUUGUUGAUGUGACUCUUCCUGAUGGCAAGGUAAAAGUUGAAUGUAUUCAUUACAAGAAGCGGUUGGCUAAAGUUGGAUCAGGCAUUACAUCAACAUAUAAACGACACUUGGUAAGUUGUGCAAAACGUAAAGCUUACCAAAAAUCUCAACAAAUGCUUAAUUUUCAGCCGAUUGAUGUGGAUAUGGGAUAUGAUAAGCCUCCUCCCUUAAUCGGAGCUGAUACAAAGUAUGAUCCUAAUAAGAUGAGAGAAUCAAUUGCUAACUGGAUAAUGGGUACCGAGCAACCAUUUUCAGUGGUGGAGAAUGACUUAUUUGUUUACAUGAUGAAAAAGGCUAAUCUGUUGUUUCAAAAGACAUGUAGGGCUACAAUAAAGGAAGAUUGUUUGAAGGUCUAUAAGCAUGAAAUGAAAAAACUAAAAGAUCUAACAAGUGUUGCUUCAAAAAUUAGUUUGACCACUGAUUGUUGGAAGUCUUCUCAUCAGAAGAGUAUAUGGUCAUCACUGGGCACUUCAUUGAUCAGAACUGGAGCCUUUUUGAAUUGUAAGUCUUUUGUUCUCAAAUUGCAGAAGCGAGUGCUAAGUUUUGUUCAUGUACCUCCUCCUCGUACCGGGCUUAAUAUUGCAGAUGGAAUUUACAAGUGCUUGAAGGAAUGGGAAAUUGAGGGAAAGAUCUUCUCUAUCUCUGUGGAUAAUGCUUCAUACAAUGACAGGGCAGUUAAUACGUUGAAAAACAACUUUAAUAGAGUGAAGAAACUUCCAUGUGGUGGUAGACUAUUCCAUGUAAGGUGUUGUGCACAUAUCCUAAAUCUUUUGGUCAAAGAUGGCCUUUCAAAUAUUGAUUUUGUCAUUGAAGAAGUCCGUGAAGCUGUGAAAUAUAUUAAUUCUUCUGAGGCAAGAUGUCAAACAUUUUCAAAUGUUGCACACCAACUUCAAGUACAUGAUAGAAAAUUAUUGCUUGAUGUCCCUACCAGGUGGAACUCCACCUAUGACAUGCUGUCCAUAGCUCUCAAGUUUAAAGAUGUUUUUCCAAGAUAUGCAGAAUAUGAGCCUCAUUUCCAUCAUUUGCCCAAUGAGGAUGAGUGGAAAAAUGUGGAGAAUGUGUGUGAAAUAUUAAAGACUUUUAAGGUGUGCACAAAUGUUAUCUCAGGGAGUGACUAUCCUACAUCAAAUUUGUAUCUUAUUGAGGUUUACAAAGUGAAAGAAACAUUGGAUAGAGUUUCACAAUUUAAAGAUGAUUUUAUUCGUAAAAUGGCAAUUAAGAUGAAAGAAAAGUUCGACAAGUAUUGGGGGGAGUGUCACCUACUUAUGGCCAUUGCUUCUGUGUUAGAUCCUAGGUUCAAGAUGAAGCUGGUUCAGUUUAGCUAUCCAAAGUUAUAUCCACCAAAUGAAGCUACCAAGAACAUUAAAGAAGUGGAGAAGCCCGAAAUCUCAGUUAAGGAAGCUUCAACUUCCUCCGGUGGAUCUUCUGGAAGGAGCAAUGCAUCAAUGCCUAAUGAAGGCACGCCACUUGAAUCAGGUUAG